Molecule: messenger RNA, 2448 nt
Organism: Salvelinus sp. IW2-2015
Lineage: Eukaryota; Metazoa; Chordata; Actinopteri; Salmoniformes; Salmonidae
Product: prostacyclin receptor
Biological process (GO): adenylate cyclase-activating G protein-coupled receptor signaling pathway; negative regulation of smooth muscle cell proliferation; inflammatory response
Cellular component (GO): plasma membrane
Molecular function (GO): prostacyclin receptor activity
Source: RefSeq, a predicted model, not a curated record
AAGUGACACAUGCACUACCCGCUCUUUAUCAUUAGCUGUCAGACAGAUGCCUGCGACAGUCGGAGAGUUAGAGUUUCGGAGGAAGGACAACGGGGACUAUAGAACAGACUGAUCAAAAGAUAUGGAGUGGCAGUCGAUUUUUGUCGCCAAUUGAGACCCGUUUGGUAAGAGUUGAGCUUGUUUCGUUCCUAUACACAGUGUUAUUUACUACUCAUUAAUGCCAAUAUCGUUUGAACUGCUCUUGCGCAAUGGAGCCCUAAAUAGUUGCAUGUUUUCUUUAAAAAAGAGAACCGUUUUAUACCUUGGAGACUUUGGAAACUUUACAGAAGAGCAACAAGAGAAAGGGAAACAAUUUGGGGGAAAUCCACUGAAUCAGAAUGAUUCAACAAUGCCAGCCCAUUGGUCACAGACGUCAGUUCAAUGUCUAGUUUUGAGUUGUCAACUAACCGUGAAUUCAACCUGAAAUCAACCAAACAUGUCACCAUGUCAUUGGAUUUAGGUCAAAAGUUGGGUGGCAAAAAAUUGUUUCCCAGGUUGACUCAAGGUCAUCAAAUUGAAAUUUUUGCUUGAAAUGAGUGGAAAGAAUGUUGAUUCAACCGUUUUUUCCCCAGUGGAAUGGGUCUUAACACUUACCAUAGCCCUUUCUGCUGCCAAACAAGGGUGACUUUAAGAGCUUGAGGCGGCACACCACAAAACUGACAGCCUGACACACACACACACACUGAGCCUCGAGUCAUGCUGUCGAACGAGAGCUGCGAGAACAGCACCCAUAUCCACACGGACGGGAACCCGGUGGUGAGCACGGUGAUGUUCAUCCUGGGGGUGAUGGGGAACUUCAUCGCCCUGGCCAUCCUGGGUGUCCACCGGAAGGAGCGGCGCACCAAGUCCUCCGUCUUCUGCAUCCUGGUGACGGGACUGGCCCUCACUGACCUGCUGGGUACCUGCUUCCUCAGCCCCCUGGUGUUUGUGUGCUACGCCCGCCAGCGGUCCCUGCUGGGGCUCACUGGGGACCAGGGACUCUGUGGCCUCUUCGCCUUUGCCAUGACCUUCUUCGGCCUGGCCUCAAUGCUCAUCCUGUGUGCCAUGGCCGUGGAGCGCUGCCUGGCCAUCAGCCACCCCUAUUUCUACUCCAAGUGCGUCCGACGCAGCUUCGCCAAGGUGGCCCUCCUGCUUAUCUACGUCUUUACCUGCGCCUUCUGUGUUUUGCCAUUCUUCGGCUACGGCCGCCACAAGCAGUACUGCCCGGGCACGUGGUGCUUCAUCAAGAUGGAGGCGGUGGGCGAGGGGGUGGACGAAGAGAGGAAGGUUCUGGCAUUCUCGCUGUCCUACGCCUCGSUCAUGGCGCUGCUGAUYGUGGCGGUGUUUGUGUGCAACGGSUCGGUGAUYGUCAGCCUGUGCCGGAUGCACCGCAGCCAGAUGACACGGCGUGGUUCGGUGGUGAAYGGAGGGAGGAAGAGGAAGAUGAGUCUGGGCUGGUUCGGACAGGGGGAGGAGGAGAUGGACCACCUGAUGCUGCUGGCCUCCAUGACGGUCAUCUUCGUUGUCUGCUCCUUGCCGCUCACUAUUGCCGGUUUCGCCAAUGCCAUCGAGCCGGUGGGUGACGACCAGGAGAACCUGCUGGCAUUCCGUUUCCAGGCCCUCAACCCCAUCGUUGACCCCUGGGUGUUCAUCAUCUUCCGCAAGUCCGUGUUCCGCCACCUCCGCCUGCUGCUGCGCUGCCGCUUCACGGGGGGAGCGGUGAAGAACACGGCCCACUGCACCGUCUCCUUACCCCCUGACGACCACAGGGAGUCUCCCAAGCCCUCGCCCUCCGUCUCCCUGCAGCCCAAGCUAUACUCCAGCCGGCCCCUCUGAUGUGAGGGGUGGGACCCGGGGCAGGAAAGAGGAUGAGAGUUAUGGAUGUAUGUAUGUGGGAGAGCAGACAAUGGGGGAAGGGGUUCUGGAUAGAGGAUUUGGAGUGUUCACUUUGCUGACCACCAGUUCUUACAGGUGCCUUAUCCGCUGUUAACUAGAAUACAUAUGCGUAUACUGAUGCAUGAGCUACAUAUUUCAUACAUGGCCGUGCCGUAUAAAAAGACUGCAAAGGAGUGGAAAAUGUGCAAACAUGGAUAAAGUGAUUGGUUGUGCCUUUAAACUCACUGAAAACUUAACUCAAAGCAACUGAAAUGGACAGAAACUCCUGUUCGGUACUGAAUGUAUGCAGGAGAGGACCACUAAGAGGGAUUUAAUAUGGACAACCAGCCCUGGAAGGGCAAAGGUCAGGUCAAUGAGCUCUCUGUCAACGUACAGUACAUACAGUGCCUUCAGAAAGUAUUCAUACCCACUUGACUUAUUCCACAUUUUGUGUUACAGCCUGAAUGAAAUACGUGUUAAAUCGAUCUUUAUUCUCACCCAUCUACCCACAAUGCCCCAUAAUGACAAAGUGAAAACAUGUUUUUAGAAAUGUUU